AUGGCCUACCCCUACCAACAGCAACCGCAGCAGCAGCAGCAGCAGCAGCAGCAGUGGUAUGGUCCGCCCCAGCAGGGCGGAGGCAUGCCGCCGCAGCAACCGCAGGGUCAGCAGUACUACUACCAGGGCCAGCCCCAGCAGGGCGGCAUGCCGCAGCAACCACAACAACAACAACCACAACAACAACAACCUGGCCACUAUGCCGGUGGUGCCCCUCCGCCACAGCAGCAGCAGCAGCAGCCGCCUCGACCCGGUGCUGCCGCCCAGCCUCAGGGAUGGUGCGGCCAGUACUACUCGCAGAUUCCCCAGCAGGAGCUGUACGAACUCCAGCGUUGGUUCAGGAGCAUGGAUCGGGACAACAGCGGUUCGAUCUCGGCCAACGAGCUGGCCAACGUGGCCGUGGGCGGCUCCGUCCUGGGCAUCGACAACGGCAUGAAGCUCAUCCGCGUCUUUGACGUCGACGGCAACGGCACCAUCGACUUCAACGAGUAUGCGUCGCUGCACAAGUUCUUGCUCAGCAUGCAGCAAACGUUCAAAAUGGGAGACAAAGACGGCAACGGCAGGCUUGAUGCGCGGGAGAUCCACGAGGCCAUCCUCAAGGGCGGAUUCACGAACGUUUCGUUCAAGGCGGCGCAGGGGCUCUACAACAAGUACAACCGGUCGGGCAUGGGCCUCAACAUGGCCGAGUUCAUCAGCAUCGUCGCCCACAUCGCCCUCGCCCGGUCCGUCCUCGAGCGGCUGGACUAUGACAGGGAUGGUCGCAUCACGGUCAACAUCGACCAGAUGUACGAGAUCUCGGCCAACUUUUGA
Acanthamoeba castellanii str. Neff is the source of this 810-nucleotide messenger RNA. RefSeq names its product EF hand domain containing protein. The record is from RefSeq and is a predicted model, not a curated record. NCBI's taxonomy places the organism in Eukaryota, Discosea, Longamoebia, Acanthamoebidae. The transcript is spliced from 7 exons. Bases 1 to 810 code for a protein of 269 amino acids. Gene Ontology annotation, molecular function: calcium ion binding.